This is a messenger RNA of Capronia epimyces CBS 606.96, 1053 nucleotides long. RefSeq lists its product as uncharacterized. The transcript is spliced from 2 exons. Bases 1 to 1053 code for a protein of 350 amino acids. The record is from RefSeq and is a predicted model, not a curated record. Lineage: Eukaryota; Fungi; Ascomycota; Eurotiomycetes; Chaetothyriales; Herpotrichiellaceae.
AUGGCCGAGGAGGAUGACAACGAACUGAUCAUGGUUGCAAUUCAGCAUUAUCAGACAGCACUCGGACUAUUCAUCGAACAUCUUGGCUCCCCGGAGAAGCAGGGAUGGAUUACGUUUCCCGCCUUGUGGCUCUUCAUCCACUAUGAACAACAGUAUGGAGAUGAUCCAAGCGUGCUCCAGAAACAUUUGCAAGGACUCCGCGAUGUCAUUGCCUUCCACGGCGCCGCAAUCCUUCCUUAUGCGAUCGGUGGUCAGGAUCCGUUGGACCACUGUGAUGACACGGACGUCGCCUGGCACAUGAUUGACAGGACUGCGCUGUGGACGAUUGAUCACGAUGCUUGUGCGGCCUUUUUCGGAUUCGGGGGCAGCUUAGUGCGAUUGGUGAUUGAGCAGUAUCCCGGGUCACUAUCUAGGCUCAUAAAGAGCUCAAGAAAUGCUCUCAGCCAAGCUUUUGGUCCCGACUAUCCGGCAGAGGGGCAGCUGUGGGAUACUCAACACAGUCAGAUAGAGAUGUUUCAAUACAGUCUCAUCACCCUGAGAUUCGGCAUCAGCAACUUGGACGGUUCUUCAGAGGCCAGUGAUCUUCUAGAUUUCGCGAGGAAGCUAAAGCAAGUCGAGGAGGAAUUCUCCUCCCUAUUAUGCGUUGCGCUAUCGCCGCAGGCCUCCGACGGGGGCAUCUCGUCCAACAUGUGCAUUCCAACCGCCCAGUUCUACGCAAUCGUGGCGCUGUACGAGAGACAGAUGUACCGCACCCAGCCGGUUGCCGCCAUCGCCAAGGUCCUAUACGCUUGCGCCAAACUGGCGGAAGUUGCGCCCUCGAACUACUUGUGGCGUGUCGCGUGGCCCAUGUUCGUGGCCGCGCUGGAGACAGACGACUUGAUCCACCAGCAAUGGGUGCUAGGCCGAUUCAAGGAGAUGCAAGUCUGCGGUGAGAACCUGCGUCGCGCCCGGAUUUUCCUGGAGGUGGCGCUUAAGGAGCAGAGGAGGACGGGGCAGCGGGUGCCGUAUCUCUCCUGGCUCAAGGAGGGGCCCUUCGAGAAGUUUGUGCUGUAG